AUGUACGGGAACACAGUCACCCAGCAAACCCUAGCCUAUUCACUUCUGCUCAGGAAAUUUGAUAAAACUGCAAACUUGAUAGCAAAAACAUUCCUCCCGAUGAUUAGUACAGCUAUAGGAGGAUUCACACCACAGCGGUAUGUGUGGACGAUAUGUAUCAGCCUUACAGCAGGGCUGAGGUUCCUGUUGGCUUACUGCUACUUCCACUGGCAUCUACGGGUCAACAUGGAUAUCCACGAGAAAUCCUUCAUACCAUUCAUAGUCUGCUCCGAGAUCUAUAUGAUUAUGUACGUGUAUUCCUGGUUUGCACUCUGCGAGUACCUGACCGUAUUUUCCAACAUCGCCUUCCACAGCAUUGCGUGCGUGGAUUUCAGCAUGUACAGCUUCACUAUUGUGCACACUUAG
Molecule: messenger RNA, 405 nt
Organism: Dreissena polymorpha
Lineage: Eukaryota; Metazoa; Mollusca; Bivalvia; Myida; Dreissenidae
Product: post-GPI attachment to proteins factor 2-like
Exons: 4
Coding region: 1-405 (134 amino acids)
Biological process (GO): GPI anchor biosynthetic process
Cellular component (GO): Golgi membrane; endoplasmic reticulum membrane
Source: RefSeq, a predicted model, not a curated record